Aspergillus campestris IBT 28561 is the source of this 996-nucleotide messenger RNA. RefSeq names its product AMMECR1 domain-containing protein. The coding region runs from base 1 to 996 and encodes 331 amino acids. The record is from RefSeq and is a predicted model, not a curated record. Lineage: Eukaryota; Fungi; Ascomycota; Eurotiomycetes; Eurotiales; Aspergillaceae. The transcript has 2 exons.
AUGGCAAACCCAGCCCAAUGCUACUAUUGUUUCGAGACUCUCGCGGCGUCCUUCAAAGACCUCGAGCCUCCCAGUCUUUCGACCGUGGAGGAUCUCUGGGAAAGGCACGAACAAUUAAAAAAGCUAGCCGCUUUGCAAGACAACAUGGAUGGCACCAUUGACGAAGACGACGAUCCAAGCAAAUCUGACUACACACCAGCUAUCAAGCCACCAGGUGUCCGCCGGCUUCAGAGUGAGAUGUCGUUAGAUUCUAGCCCAUCGAAUACUCCGUCUGAGUUUUCGAACAAUUCGUCGCACUCGGCCCUAUCGAACUUGACGGGUAACACGACGCCCAGCUCUCAGUCUCUACAGCCAGAGUCGGCAGGUCACCUUGCCCACCGGGAGAAAGUUCGGCGAUAUCCGUUGUUUGUCACGUGGAACACCAUCUCGAAGAGCGGUCACAAGUCUCUGCGUGGAUGCAUUGGAACCUUUGAGGCGCAGGAACUCUCUGCUGGCCUCCAGUCCUAUGCCCUCACUUCCGCUUUUGAUGACACUCGGUUUUCCCCGAUCCCGGAACAGUUGUUACCGUCGCUGUCGUGCUCGUUGACACUUCUGGGAACGUUUGAGCCUUGCACCGACGCCCUAGACUGGACUCUGGGCGUGCACGGGAUCCGUAUCUCCUUCAUCUACCGCGGCAGACGGUACGGCGCCACCUACCUUCCAGACGUCCCGGUGGAACAAGGCUGGACCAAAGAAGAGACAAUCAAGAGCUUGAUGCAAAAGGCCGGCUGGGACGGCGCCACCGAGAACGCCGCGCGGAGGUUCCUCCGAGGCAGCAGCAGCAGCGCCGCUGCAGGCACCGCCUCCACCAAUCCCUGGGACCAAGUUUCGGAUUUUCGUGCUGUCAAGUACCAAGGUCACAAGGCGUCGGCAACCUAUGCGGAGUGGCAGGACUGGCGGAAGUGGGUUCUGUCUCUGGAAGACGGAAGUGACAAGCUUUUGUCUCCGGAAGCCUAA